AUGACUAAUAUCGUGAUUGGUAGGCCACCAAUCUUCCAAUUCUAACUUGAUUUUUCAGGUGGUGGGAGCGGCUUUGUCGGUAGAGCUCUGAUUUCGAAGUUACGAGCACAUAACUUUAAUGUUCGGAUUGUUUCUCGAACGCCGACGGAAAAAAAGGACUUGUCAUGGGUUUUUGAGUGUCUUACCUGACAAAUCUGAAAAAUGUAGAAAACUGUGACAGCUUGUGGCCUUCCGGAGGACACUCAAGUGGUUGUCAACCUCAGUGGACGUUCAAUUGCUGAGAUAAAUCCCACGUUCCUGAUACCGAGGUUUGUACUUCUAGCGCUCCUUUUAUUUUUACUCUCUUAGCGUUUAUCAGGACUAUUUGGAUGAGGUGAGGUCAAGUCGCAUAAAGACGACGAAAUUGCUCGCCAACAACCUACCGAAGGCGACACGCAAGUUUAUCAACGCUUCCGCCAUUGGUUAGUUAGGGAUGUAAUUCUGGUAAUAAUUCUUCUCCUUGCGACUGCUGAAGUUUGUUUACCUUCAUUUACCGAGUUAUCGGAUUCUGCUGCAUGAUGUCUGUCUUCUAGGAGCCAAAUUUUUAUGAUUCGCCGAAUAUAGUAUCGGGCGAGCGAUGCCGCUAGCUCGGUCAGUUUAUCCGUAGAAGCCGCGAGCAUCGAAGUACUCUCGAGCUCCCUGCCUGACCACCGGCGACCAGUGGGUGUCAGUUUGCAGAAGGGAUUAUUAAGUGUAGGGCAUGGAGUUAAGUGCUCAGAGCACGACGGUUUAGAGUCGGACUCGAAAUUUCAAUGAGCAUUUUUGUCGAAGACAAUCAACUACUAUGAAAUAACCACGUAAUGUCCAUUCUACAAACAGGUAGCACUACUAAAAAUAUGAAUUUUGUAUGGCAAGGGUGUUCUACCGUACUCCCGACAUAGGUAUCAGCUAAAAGCCCAGACACGUGUUUCGCCGAUGUUUCUACUGCUGUAUGACACAGCUGUGAGGGGUUCAGCUCCUCAGUGGGUCCCCCAGCGUUCUCUAUGAAGUUUCUGGUAUGUGAACAUAUCCUAGUCGUUGUUAGAAGGACAGCCUAUGGGUGAUACCUUCGCCCCAAUCAGCCCUUUGAUAGGAUUUCCGGAAGUCAUUAAAAAUCUCCGGAGUGACGUGCACCUGACAUCCCUCCGGUCAGUCCUCUUCUGCGGUUGUGAGUACUGGGUUAUGUGUGAAGAAAUCAAGAAAAAAAAACGAAACACUCUUCGACUACCCUGUCUCGGAAGCUAUUUUGUGAGUGAAGUACAUUUAUUUUGCGUAAAGUGAAACCGUCUGCACAUGCUGGGACAGCACGAGAAUAUUUGAGUCCAUCCAUUGACACCUCGAUGCUGUCUAAGUGAAUGUGACGAAGAGAUGGUCGACUCAAAACCUAAAGCCACACACCUUACCUUCAGGCUAUCGGUCUCUUUCAGUAGAUGAGGAAGUGGAUCGAGCUCCUCAUCUCCACAGCCGCUGAUCGUUGCGUGCGGAAAAGUACCGUCUGCGACAUCACUGAGACCGCCUAGAUCAAGUCUGCUCACAGUCUUACCAAGUUAAAGAAAAAACGACGGCUAUGUGAAGCUUCCGUCAGCGACGGUUUGAAGAUCACACAACGCAUGCGUUCGGUCAGUACUGUUAUACGGGUCGGUUACAUUUGCCUAACCAGAGUGAUAUCAGUAGUAUGGGUAUUCGUUUCAUUAGACGAUUAUAUAGCCGUCACGAUACCCUUUAUUCGGCCAUUUUCAGUUCAUGCUUAUUCACUGCUCCCAGGCUCACCCAUACUGAUCCGAUUCUGAAUCGGUGGAAAGAGGAACCGCGAUGGUCAGACAAAAAGUCGAAUUCUCCUAAGGAAAUAAUGCCCCGUCGUUAUACCGAUUAGGACGAGGCUGUAGUACCUAAGCACACUUCUGAAUUAAUUACAGCAUUAGUAAUCCUCCUCGACGAGGAUACUCACAUUGACGGUGAUAGGAACGUUCUCAUGCCUGUCUCAUCGAUAAAAUACGAAGGUUCUUCUGCUAGUGGCUGUGGUAGCGCCCACCAAGUCUGUCUCAAUCGCAAACAAGCUCUCCCGUCUAUUUCUUUUCAGUAAGCGUUCUUCCCCUUUUUAGAAAGCAAAAGGAUUGUCAUUUGACACCUGAGUUGGGGUCACACUUGACCCCAUGGUCUCUCUCUACGGUUCCUCCUAUUGCACGAAGACUGUUUUCUCUGGUUUUAGGCUUCUACAAGCCGGACCUGUCAAUAACGUACACUGAAGAUAGCUCUUACCAGGACUACGAUUUUCUGACACGUCUUUGCCGUGAUUGGGAAGCCGCUGCAUUUGUGCCUAACUCGCAGACCGUGCAAUCCCUUCGUGUCCGCAUCGGUAAGUUCUCUUCUUCACAUCAGAGUAAUUCACGUGUGGACCGGGGGAGGCGGUGUAUGACAGUUUUUUGGCCUCGUAGUCAGUAGUCACUUUAUACUGCUCUUUUCCAGGUCGCUGACUGAUUCCAUCGUUGGUAUAGUAGCAGAAGGAAUACUUUUGUCAUCUUUUCAAAUGUGUUUGCACGGGCAGCCUACUAUAUUUGAUAUUGACGAUCCCGCUUUUUGCCACACCUGAUCGAGAGCCUGAAGCCACAGCACCCUUACUUAACACGAAAGGCAGUCUUAUUAGCUUGAGAGUGGCGUUAAUGGACUAGAGAAAAUCAUGCUUCGACGUGAAUAGGCGAAUGUUUAGAGGGCCACGGCACUAAUGCGUUUGUAGCGUCCGAAGAGAGCCAUCUGUCAGGGCCACCGCGUGUCCAGCUAGGACGAAAGAGCCUCCAUCUUCUCCUCUGCCCACCCUUAUCCUCAUCCGUUAAUCAAGUCUAUCAAGGCGUAGUGAUUGACCUGGUCUGUCUGCUACUAGUGUUGCACGGGAUCCGUAACGGUCUGACUGGUCCCCAGUACCCAAUACGCCUGAUCACCGAUACUACCCUGUAUGUGCUAUUGCAUUGUGAAUGCUCUUAGGCCAGGUCAUAGUAAGGUUGCACCAUAUCGGCUUUGCUAUCUCCUCCCUCUCCCACUCUCCCGCCUCCCUCUCCGUCGAUCUCUCUCUCACACACGCUCCUCUGUCAAGGCGUAGUACUUGACUUGGUAGUCGCUUUAGUUUGUCUGCCACAGCCAUUUUUCGUCCCAACAGUCUGACUGGAAACCAGGGCCAAAUACACUUUGUCCCCGACACUCUCCUUUGUGUUGCGGUAGUACCUUAAAUGCCCUUAGGUAAGACAACAGUAAGGUUGCGCGAGAUCGGCUUUCUCUCUCUUUCCCACCCCAUUUUCCCGUCCUUCCCUCUCACACACAUUCGUUUUUAACUGUUACCGUCAUGUUUAAGCGGAACGAUUUCAUCAUGAAGGUUGGUGAGAUGGUUGAUCAGACAUACUCCUGAUCUGCACGUGUCAUAACGCUGUUUUGUUUCGUUCAGCGGUUGACACAUGGUUUCGCGUACGGAUAACAUCCAUAAGGAUUUAUAUAGAACAACUCCGAUCUAUUUUUAGGGAGAGUUUAUUUAGCAGACCAGUGUACAGUGCGUGACUUAACUCAUGAAGUGUGUCGAAAUUUACGAAUGAUUGCCAAUCACUCGCAAACCGACACCAUUUCAUGAGUCAAAUGUCUAUGUUAAUUAAGUACAAGUUUAAAAGAAUUAAAAACAUAAAAAAAAUAUUAAAAGCAGUGUUGCGUUGUUUAGAAAUGUCGAUUUUUUUGAAAAGCGCAAUAACUCGAACACGUCAGAAAUGGCUCUUAUUAAGUAAAGUUCGUUUUUAGAUGUAUAGAAUGUAUUCUCAUGCCGAACACGUAGUUAAUAUGAAAGUAGACAUAAAAUCACGUCUAAUGACAGCGUUUCGGUGAAGUUAACGUCUAAAUGUCGUUUUAUAAGUAGUGCGACUUCAUAUAUGACGGUUUGUCAACUGCCUUCAUUCUGUGUGUAGAUUCCAAAAACAGUUUUCCAGUGUUUCAUAAUUUCAUUGACGAUUUGGAGUUAGAUGAGAUGGGGUUCAACAAGAGAAGCUGCAUUUUGCUUGAUUUCGCCGAUUGGUACGUCGUAGGAUCAAACAUUUUCAUAAGGUAACAUGUCAUGAGGCCGGUCGGUGCCUAAUAAAUUUAAAUAGAGCUGACAGGCGUGAUCGUAAACAUUUUCUGUUUAUAGAGAGAACUUUUCUCCCGUUAGAUUAAUUUAUACUCUUCUUUCGUUUUGGAUUACGUUGAGUUUCAGAUCGGCCUCGAAAUAUUGCUGAAUACUUCGCGAUUUUCAGUAUUUUCACAUGAUCGCCCAUAAAGACAGAUUCUGAGUUACCUGUCUGUUGAGAACUUUAAGAUAAGAUUGUUCUUGAAGGCAUUCACCGAUUUAGUGAGUGUUCAGGCGCUCCUUUUCACGAAGAUGGUCCUUUGGGUCACAUUUAAAGACUCAUUCAAUUAGUAAACUUCAUUUUCGAGAAAAAUGACUGUCCACAACGAAAGUCACCAACGAAUAUGCCUUGGAUCAAUAAGAAAACUUUCAUCAAUAAGUUACCUCUUUAGAAAGUGCUUUAUUACUGAACUCCGUCGCGGAUCUCUGUGUACUUUGAAUUUAUGCACGGCGAGGCCAAGCAAAAAUUUGAAAAUUUUGACGGUUUCUUUCACGUUCUUAAGCAGUACCCAUAUUUUUCUACCGCAAACGCGAGAACAUGCCUUUCUUUAUACAAUGAGGCCAUUUCCACUGUUUUUGCUCGCUUCUAGACUCCGUUCUUCGAUUAUGAAUGCAUAGCAGAGCGCCCAUACAAAUAUUGAUAUUUUGAUGAAACUAAAAAUGUUUUGCUUGUUAUAUUCCUGAAAAAAGUAUGCACAGUAGCUAAAAUACUAGAAAAGUAGUGUUUCAUAUGUUUAAAGCUAGAAAUGACCAUUCCGUGGUGGUCAUCUGUGUGACAUCAGGUAGAAUUUUCCAAACGGCAAAAAAAUUUCAACCCACUAAAACGAAAAGAUCUCUAUCUGCGCUAUUAUUGCACUUAAGAGCACCAAUCCGCACAUGUUUGCUAACUUGACAUAAAGGAAUUGAUAAAACACCUAGUUUUCCUAAAAUAACCUUGUUAGGAGAUUGAUAACCAUGGUCAACAUCGGACAUGAAAAUAGAAUUUAUAGUCCGACUAAAUCUGUUUAUUAAAAUCCUAGGUGGUAAAUUACUAUACUUUCAGUGAAAAAGUCGCUCAGAUGCAUAACUGGAGUCUAGGACAUGUAUGAGCAUAGGAACUUGCACGAAUAUAUUCCAUAGUCUAUUUUCGCUAAAAUUUACUGAUAUUUCACUUAAUAUAAUUACGCAAACACAAUUUCUGAACAAGAAAAGGACAUUUCAUUGGAGGAUGUUGGUGAGCGAACAAAAUGCGCCACGAAAAAGGCGUCCAAAAGUUCUCUUAUCAGUUUCCGUUAUCAGAUUUCAUCAGAUCGGUCACGUACUGUAUGCUGCCGGUUCAUAUGAUGACUCUUUAACCGCCGUCUGAGUCCUAAUGGGUAUGUGAAGGGUUACACACGAUGUCGACGGAUAGUGCAUAUUUUUGGCUUAUACGUGAAACAACACGUUCCCGACCCCACUCCCUGCUCUAGUCUCGCUUUGCACGCUGGGCACCUGUUUAUAAACCCCAAUUGCGCCAUUAAACGUUAGAAGCUUGUUUGGGCAUUGACAGAUCGAUCGUAGUUGCCAACGAUGUCAACCUUGUGCUUCGCAGCAGGGAGGGGGCCUUGCGCGCGAAUUCACCGAUAGCGUUAAUUGACUUGCACAGCACCUACCACACUCCCCCCUCCCCCUACCUGGACCCGCUGUCAUGACAGGGUAAGAAGACCGGAGGCGAGAAAGGGCGCAGGUGGCUGGCACGGCGAAAACCCGCCCCUAGGUGUGUCAUCACACCCCCUGCUCCUCAAAGUAUACUGUCCGAGAUGUUACAAAACAAGAAGAGGAACGGCCGGGAUCGUAGCUGGUGUGGCGUAGGCCUGCACGUUGGCGUGCCGCCAUACUCCUAACGUUGGCAUUCGAUAUAAGUGCGCAUUGCCAAUAGAAGCAAAGAGACGAGUCCCAGGAAGCAGUUUUAAAGAAGGAGACACGAUCGCUGGGACAAGAGCUUUAUUAGCCUGACGUUUUGGAUUCCUGCUCGAACUCAUCAUCAGAGACCAAAGCAGAUACGGGUUAUUCAUGCACCAGGGACUGCAGUAUUUAUAGGAUGCAGUCGCCAUGCUACCGCAUUCCUAUUCACGGCUCCCACCUUUCAUCCUGGAUCGUUGCACGUAGUGCGUUAGUUGCUUGAUGGCCGACUUUCGCUUCGUUAAUUGCUGCAAUCUCAUCACGUGCGUUGGGUGUUGGUGUGAUGAUUGCUCGACCAUUUGACGCAUCGAUCCUGGUGUUGGAAAGAGUGUUCACCUGUGCGCUCCCCGCGUGGCUAAUUACUCUGCCUACGCGAAGUCUCGGCACUGAGUAUGGAAGGGGAAGGUCAUUGCACUUGUUAAUGGACUGGGGACUUGUAAAGCAUGAAUCAAGCAGCUGCCGGCUCACGCGGUCGUCACCUCUAACGAGAAUUUCGGCCUCGUCGAAUUUGAAUGCGUGGCCGGAUCUCGUCGAGUGAGCCGCAACUUGAGAGCUGACGUUAUUUCUAAGCACCGCUGCAGCGCGUUCGGGCAUUCGCGUUGGGAGCUUUCUUCCGGUUUCUCCGACGUAGUUGCUUUGUCCGCAACUGCACCAGGUAAGUUUGCAUCCUACCCAUAAGGAGCUUGGCUGGGACGCUACUUUUAUUGCAUUUGAGUAAACAGUCAUAUUUAUCUAUUACCAGUGCCUUCUUUGCAUAUAACAUCAGGAAAUAUGUAUGAACUUGUGCGAAAGCCCCAACCUCCCCAAAACCCUGUUUUAAAGACAACAAUAAGUCGAUAAGGACUCAGCAUACCUCUGGUUCUGUUAAAAUCGGUGUAUGCGUUGUCGUAUCAAGUUUGUCCCUGUAGUUCUCGUGUCUGAAGGCAAGCAUCUGCUGUCUGACCCUGCCACCUCUCAGCUGACAUUUGCCUUCGUUAGAUAUAAUUAUUUGUCCCUGGGACGCUAGAUAUUUUGUGGUUAAAUAUUUCCAACAAUGCUAAUGGGUAUUAUUUCGCAUAAUUCACGGAUUUUUUUAGCAUGUAUGGUCUCCAGAGUCAUGAGAAAUUAAAUCUCAACCCCUUCCAUUCAUGAUUGCUGUUAUGAGCGAUGCAACGUUAAAAAGUAGUCGCUUUUUGGUUUAUGUCCGUGGGUUGGUAAUUUCUCUUCCUAAUGUGAUCUGAAAUGUGUUCCACAACCAGUAGCAAUAAUCGUUCACCUGAAGUUUUUUUUUUACUUUGAUGGCCUACCUCAGGGAACAAUGACAACGCCACCUCUUCCUAAUAAGAUGUUAAUAAGCCUAUCUGUCAUUGGGGUGAGUUAUUUCCAUUUGGUUGGGCUGCGAACCUCUUAAAAUAUGAUUCGAGUCUGGGAAUUUGUUAAACCAGAGGACCUGUUUCGCUAUGGCACCAUAGAUCUCCUCUUAAGUUCAGUAACUGCAGUAAAACACUGUCUCCGGCCCCACCCCGUUGUCAUAUCGGACCAUGACUGUUAACACUGGACGAGCCGCCCCAGAAUUUCACAAAUUCCCCUUCCUCCGCAGAACUGCUAUGUGUGGGUGUGAUGCCGCCACUGCAACUUGUACUUCUCUGAUCUUGAAGGCUGGCGAUUUUGUAGACUGAGUAGUCUUUAAAAUCUAAUACGGCCUCUCCACACGCCAAAUAACCGAAAAACUUUGCAUGCUAGGAUUGGUCAACGCCUACUUCUCUUCCCUCGUCCUCGUCAAGAAACGUUGCUGGAGUUGGAGGGCGUUGUUUUCUCAUUCACUCGCCACAUUACAUAAAGAACAGAAGUAGUGAAUCUGGCUAAACGCCAAACAUCUCAUGACCUUCCGUGUGGACCCCGUGAAUCGCCAUGUUCAAUGCUAGUGACAAAAUUUCAGCACGUAGGUCUCGAUUCCUCCUCUCUACUGGGACUCCGAUGAGCCCGCGAAUGUCUGCCUUCUCCAGCUUAAAUGCAGAUAUUUUAUUGUAAGGCCCAGCCGAACAUAGCAUCCGGUCCAUGCGGAUGACAGUCCUCUGUCUCUGCAAAUGGCUGCACUAUCUUCACCUUUGUCUACUACUAGUAGUCUGUGAUAGUUUGAAGUGGGGAUUAAGUUGAGAGGGAGGGAUUUGAACCGUCACAGGCCUGCACGGAAAUGGUGUGGAUUUUAGAGGAAAUUCAGUCAAUUGCAUUUCAGUGAGCAGGAGCUUCCAACUACCUGACAGUCGCAUAUUUUUACUCUCUAGGCGUUGUACUGGCACGAGACUCAGCUUUUCUGAACUCUCUCUACACAUCUCAUCGAUUGGGCCUUGGAGGACCCAUUGGCUCCGGACAACAGUGGCUCUCCUGGAUCCACCUCGCCGAUCUGGUGGACUUAUUCUACUUCCUCAUCACCCAGCCCACUGUCGCGGGCUCGGGCGUCUUCAACGGAACAGCACCGAACCCCGUACGACAGGCCGCCUUUUCGCGUGCCCUCAGCCAGAGUCUGAGUGCUCCCCUUGCCGGUCGUGUGCGUACACCUGCCCUGGCAAUGCGACUGCUUCUGGGUGGGACACGGGCAAGUAUGGCGUUGGAGGGCCAACGAGUCUUGCCUGCACGGGCCCUUUCGCAGGGCUUCCGAUUCCGCUUCCCUACGUUGGAAUCAGCCCUGGAGGAUAUCUACGGUCGGCGACCGUCUCCCGUCCCAACCAAUUAG
This is a messenger RNA of Spirometra erinaceieuropaei, 8786 nucleotides long. Lineage: Eukaryota; Metazoa; Platyhelminthes; Cestoda; Diphyllobothriidea; Diphyllobothriidae. The record is from the annotation of a GenBank genome assembly.